AUGCCGAAACAUCAGACAAAUGACAUGCCUUGGGACAUCUACCAUCAAAUCACAGAGGAUGAUUGGAAAACAUUUGUGAUGGAACGAAACAAGCCGGAGAUGUUGGUUCGUAGAGAAAAAGUAAGUAAAAGUGCAUUACAAAACAAGCACCCACAUCGCACAGGCCAAAAGGGUUAUGUUAGAAAGAGACCAGAGUGGAUAAAUGAUGGGCGACUACCGCCAGAGGCAGCUUUGACCCUCUCAAGUGGCUCCUCCUCAGUGACCUCAUCACUCACCACAGCGCCAGAUAGAUUUAAGAAGUUUAGAUCAGUAGAGUGGAUCUUGGCUCAUCAAGUUAAAAACAAAGAGGGAAAGUGGGAAUUUGACCCGAAUGAUAAAGAAGCCGUAAAUAUUGCUAAGAUGGCUUUGGAGUACAUAGAAGAAGAGGGAAAAGGAAAUAUUUCAUUCACCCAGGGAGAAGAUGCCCUCACCAAGGCUAUGGGAAAAAAGGAUCACCGUGGGCGUGUCAAGGCAACAGGUGGAGUUAAUGUCGGUUACAAAGUUGCUUUCGGUCCAAUAGACCGAAGUAGUAGAUGUGGCCAUAUUGAACCAUCACCGGAGGCUAUCGAAUCAAUCAGAGCUUCGGUGAGAAGGGAGUUUGAAGAUCAAUUAGAGAGAAAGGUGGCGGAGGCCCUCCAAAACCAACUAGCCACAUUGAAAGCAACCGGUCAACUAUACACCCUCUCUACCCCCGCACUUGAUUCUGCUCUUGUAAGUGAUGAGUUUGAUGUUAACCGUGCACUCGUAACCUGUUGUCCGAGUUCAUCGCAGCAACCACGCGAGCUGAAGGCCAUAACUCCAUGUCGUCUUGCCCUUGAGGAUAAAGUUUUGGGUAACAAAGUGAUAGUGGCAGAUGGUAUGGCGUACCCAUUGGAUGGUUCGUUGCACCAACACUUUAGAUCGAUGAAGCCUAGUCAUUAUAAGGUCCAAGUUGAUUGUAUUCACGACGGACAUGAUGAUGACACUCUUCCGGUACCUACUGGAGAUGGAUUCAAUAACUUAGGCAGGGCUCUUGCUAGUUUUGUGCAAUGGCCAAUUCACUUGGUGAUUUUCGAAGAAGACGAGGAGUACUCUACUCCACGCCCAACAAAGAAGUCCAGGAGUCAGAUUUUUGAAGAGGUGGUUGGUAGCUCCAAAGAGAAGAAAAACGAAUUAAUUGUCAAAGAGAAGACAACAGAAUUAGUUGUCAAAGAUAAGACAACAGAAUUAAUUGUCAAAGAGAAGGCAACACUUGAUUUAGGCUCCAAAGAGAAGACAAAACUGAAGUUAACAGCCAAGGUAAACCAUAUGCUUCCCACUCCCCUGUGCUUCAACACUGAAAUCAAAACUGAACUUUUCAUGCUAGCUUAA
This is a messenger RNA of Spinacia oleracea (spinach), 1389 nucleotides long. RefSeq lists its product as uncharacterized. The transcript is spliced from 5 exons. Lineage: Eukaryota; Viridiplantae; Streptophyta; Magnoliopsida; Caryophyllales; Amaranthaceae. The record is from RefSeq and is a predicted model, not a curated record. The coding region runs from base 1 to 1389 and encodes 462 amino acids.